Molecule: messenger RNA, 2238 nt
Organism: Gastrolobium bilobum
Lineage: Eukaryota; Viridiplantae; Streptophyta; Magnoliopsida; Fabales; Fabaceae
Product: transcription factor MYB124-like
Exons: 14
Coding region: 241-1671 (476 amino acids)
Biological process (GO): regulation of DNA-templated transcription
Cellular component (GO): nucleus
Molecular function (GO): DNA-binding transcription factor activity, RNA polymerase II-specific; RNA polymerase II cis-regulatory region sequence-specific DNA binding
Source: RefSeq, a predicted model, not a curated record
CCAGAAUACAUAGCACAAGUUCAAACAGCAUUUGUAGUUAAGCUCUGGCUCCCCAAUUUCAGCAUUGGAUUGUGUUCUCUGUUCUGUUCUGUUCUGCCUUGACUACAGAGGAUAGUGAGAUCAAAGGAGUGUGUCUGAAAAGUAGAGCGUUGGUGGCAUGCAAGUUGGCUCCAGUAAAAACAGGGAGCGUCAAAGAAAGGGAGCCACACCAAUAGAAUAAACACUCUCAAAAGAAAAAUCAUGCAAGAUAUGAAGCAGCAGAAGCAGAAGUGCAAUGAAGAAUCUAAGAAGAAGGAGCGUCAUAUUGUGACUUGGACUCAAGAGGAGGAUGAUAUCCUUAGAGAGCAAAUUGGUAUUAAUGGAACUGAAAAUUGGGCAAUAAUUGCAUCUAAAUUCAAGGACAAAACAACAAGACAGUGCAGAAGAAGAUGGUACACUUACUUGAAUUCUGAUUUCAAGAAAGGUGGAUGGUCACCAGAGGAAGACAUGCUCUUAUGUGAGGCUCAAAAAUUAUUUGGUAACAGAUGGACGGAAAUAGCAAAGGUGGUUUCAGGAAGAACGGAUAAUGCUGUGAAAAACCGUUUCUCCACCCUAUGCAGAAAGAGAGAAAAAUAUGCAGCUUUAGCAAAAGAGAACAACACUUCAUACAUCAAUUCAAAUAACAAGAGGAUCAUGUUCCAACAUGGUUAUAAUACAGAUGCAACAUCAGAAUCUGCAGUACCUUUUAAGAAGAUGAGAAGGGCCCAUAUCCCUGAUGAUGCAGAAAAGAUCAACUUCGGGGACAGAUUACAUUUGCAGAAUGGAACUCCAAUAAAUCAGCAGCCAAGAGAACCGUUUGCAGUAUUAGCUCAAAACUCCCAUAAUGUAAACAGCUUGCGAGACCAGGAUCAUGUUUGCAAUGCCAAGUUUAGCAGUUCCGCUUCUGCAGCUCAAAAUAACAAGAUUCAAGGAGCAUUCCUUAAAAAGGAUGACCCAAAGAUAAGUGCAUUGAUGCAACAAGCAGAGUUACUAAGUUCGCUAGCUUUAAAAAUUGAUACAGAGAACAUGGACCAAAGUCUUGAAAACACAUGGAAGGUUCUUCAAGAGUUUCUGAACCGAGCCAAACAAUCAGAUAUCCCUAGAAAUAAGUUAUCCGAUUUACAGCUUGUAGAUCUUAAAGAUAUUUUUGAGGACUUGAAGAGUAGUAAUGAGGGAGGCCAGCCCUGUUGGAGGAAAAUGGAACUACUUGAAGACUCUCCAUGCAGUUCUGAAUACAGUACAGGGUCAACUCUCCUGCCUCACUCAGCUGGUGAUAAUUUGGAACACUCAUUGCAUCAGUAUAUUGGAACUGAAAUGAAGUCUACACAAUUUGGAGAUAAAAAAGUUUUAAGAGCAGGUGAGAAAGGGGUUCUUUCCACUGCAAAUGUGGAUCAAGAUAUGUUACCAUAUUGUGAGGUACAGAUAAACAAUGAUGGCAAUGUUUCUUCCUCGUCAAAAUUGGAGUUCAGUUCCCCUCUUAAAGUAACCCCUUUGUUCAGAUCCUUGGCUGCAGAAAUCCCCAGCCCACAAUUUUCGGAAAGUGAAAGGAACUUCCUGAGGAAAACACUAGGAAUGGAGUCUCCAUCCUUCAACCCAAGUGCCAAGCCCUUGCAACCGCCUCCCUGCAAAAGAGCCCUAUUACAUAGUCUAUAAUCCAUGGCAAUCUGGCUUGUGGAGUUCCUCUCUGCCUCGUUUGAGAGAGACUGCAAUUUUACUCUGCCUAAAAUUUUGAAAGGCAUACACUCCCCGAGAAUGCUAAGACACACAUUCUUGCCAUCUUCAACAUAUCUAGCAUUAUCCAUUUCCUCCUCCCCUUCCCUCAAAGUUACCUUCUUGCACAAAAAUUUGGAGUGCUUAGUGUGUCAUUUUUGGUUUGUCUUCUUUUGAUAUUGUUCUGGGUUUGUUUUUCUCCAAUCCAGCUUUUGGUCUUCUUUUUUUUGUACAGAGCCUGCUGUGUAAUCACUAGUCAUCCUGAGUGUAAGUUUACAUUAGCAUUUUGCCUAUCCUACUACAUAUAAUGAACAGAAACAUAGAUAGAAAAGAGAGAGAAAAAAAAAAGGGGAUAAAAAAAGAGAGUAAAAGAGGUUUAACCAGUGGCAACUUUGAUUCUUAUUUGUUGUUUUGUGUGUUAAUAGAUUAUAGAAUAAGUAUUCUUUUUCCCUUUUGGUUCUGAUGUACUGAAACUUAAUUAUAAUUGAGUGGAAAUGCAUUUUGGUUUCU